GAAUGCGCAACAUCUCAAGAAUAUUCAGUCAAAAUUUCAAGUCGAUCGGAGCAAAAGUAAAGAAGUUAUGAACGUUUAAAGGACCGUUGCUCCGAGCCGUAUUUCUCUACCUCCUCGACCGGUGUGCGGCGCGCUGACGUGGCACGCUAUUGUAUUUAUUCCUAACCCCUAAAUUCCUUUAUUGCUGAAAGCGUCUUUUUAGGCAGCCUUGUGUGCAUUGAAAACAUGGUAUAUACAUCAGUUGCUCGCUUUAUGUCGUGUUGAACGGUAGAAAGUGAGUCGAAAAAUUUGACUGUUAUCGUUCGAGUUCGUUGAAUUUUCGGGCAUUUUGAACUGUGUUUGUGUUUGAACUGUUACUGAGUGUAUUUAUUAUUAUUAAAAAUGCCUCGAAAAGUGACUAGAGAUGAUCGUAAAUACGGUAAAAAGUAUUUGAACCGAGUAAAAAAAAUAAUACCGCCACAAAAGCGUAAAAACGAUGAAGUAACAGCUGGCAGCUCGUCGUCGAAAAAAAUUAAAAAUCGUCCCGCUAUUGAAAUAGAAGAAGAUCUCCAAAAACAUUAUAGGAUAGUAGAUUUUGUUUUGGUUUUUUCAACAAUCUCUACUAUAGUGAAAUGUAAAAAGUGUGAUGGAGAAGUCAAUUUCACAUCAUGCAAAAAAGAAGGACUCGGUUUUAAUAUCAAAAUGACAUGCAAAAGCUGUGCAUCGCCUCAUUAUAUUCCAUCUUCUACAAGAAUAGAUUCUGGAAAAUACGAUGUCAAUUUAAGAUUCGCUUUUGCAAUGCGAGUAUUAGGCUUAGGCUUAGCCGGGUGCAAUAAAUUGUGUGGACUAAUGGACUUGGCUAGUGCUUUUUUAACGAAAAGAGUAUAUAAUAAGUAUGUAGAUGAAAUGUGUGAAUAUACAACAAAUGUUGCCAAGAAGUUUUUUGCAUCGGCCGUAGAAGAAGAAAAAAAAGAAAUGUGUAAAACGCAUAAUUUAGAAGAAACAACAGAAGUUACUGUAUCAGGCAACGGCACAUGGAAGAAAAGAGGGUUUGCUUCGUUAUUUGGCGUUGCUUCUCAUUGGAUUUCAUACUGGCAAAGUAUUUGACAUUUUAGUAAAAAGCAGUUUCUGCCAACGAUGUAAAACUUGGGAAAAUAAAUCCAGUACUGCUGAAUAUGAAGAGUGGCACAAAGAACAUGUUAGUAGCGGAGAAUGCAAAGCCAACCACGUCGGACCGUCUGGAAACAUGGAGGUAACAGCAAUCGUAGAAAUGUUCCAACGAUCUUUGGAAACUCUUGGGGUGAAAUAUUGUAAUUACAUUGGAGAUGGCGAUUCGAAGACGUACAGCGGUGUUAUUGACGCAAACCCUUAUGGUGAAGAUUUUGUAAUAAAUAAAAAGGAAUGCGUAGGACAUGUGCAGAAACGCAUGGGAACGCGUCUGCGUGAUCUGGUAAACAAGACAGUAGUUGUUACAACGACCAAAACCGGAAAAACCAUAAAAAAAAAUCCUGUCUGGAAAAGGACAAUUAACAGGCAAAAUGAUAGACAAAUUAACUGUUUACUACGGAUUGGCCAUUCGACGCAAUUCCGAUUCAGUUCAGAAGAUGAAAAAUGAUAUAUGGGCGACAUACUACCACUACAGUUCAAACGACAAAAACCCACAGCACGAGAAAUGCCCGAGCGGCGAAGAUUCCUGGUGCGAGUGGCAAAAAGCUGCAGCUGCAGAUGCUCUAAAAUCAUUCAAACACAGCUACGCAGCCCUUCCUUCUAAAGUUCUGGAAGCCAUGAAGCCCAUUUAUAAGGACUUGAGCAAGGACGCACUGUUGCAGCGAUGUCUUGGAGGUUUUACACAAAACAAUAACGAAAGCCUCAAUCAGCUAAUAUGGAAAAUCUCUCCAAAGGCAUACAGUGGAACCUCUACAACCGUACAAAUUGCAGCUAAUGUAGCUGCUUGUACUUUUAAUGAAGGUUCUAUUGCCCUGUUGGCCUUCAUGAAAGAGAUGCACAUCGGUACAGGCCCUAGUUCUCACGAAUGGGCGCGACAAGUUGACGAUUUAACCGGAAAAUUGCGAAUUACUAGAGGAGACGAGAAAGCGGCCUACGACAGUAAAGAAGAGAGAGUUUCGCGGAGACAAACACAAAAAGAUGCUCUGGAUCUUCUGGAUGAAAGCGCCUUGCUGUAUGGACCUGGUAUCGAUGAUUCUGUGUGAGUAUAAAAGAACUAUCGACUUUUAUUUCGAAAUUUUUAGUGUGCAAAAGUUUAAAGCGUUUUUCUCAAACUUGCCAUUUUUGAAGUCCGUGAUCACGAUAACUCAAAAUCUACUCGAUCAAUUGUUCUGAAAUUUGGCACACUGCUUCUUAACAACAUUUACCAGGUAUU
Nylanderia fulva is the source of this 2359-nucleotide messenger RNA. The record is from RefSeq and is a predicted model, not a curated record. NCBI's taxonomy places the organism in Eukaryota, Metazoa, Arthropoda, Insecta, Hymenoptera, Formicidae.